Molecule: messenger RNA, 337 nt
Organism: Rhizophagus irregularis DAOM 181602=DAOM 197198
Lineage: Eukaryota; Fungi; Glomeromycota; Glomeromycetes; Glomerales; Glomeraceae
Source: RefSeq, a predicted model, not a curated record
UGAUAAGAUGGUCUAUGAUAACAUCAAGAUAAUAUGGUUCAAGAAAAGAUUAAUUUUAAUCCAAGAAAAGACUAAAAUAAUUCGAGAAAAGAAUUACAUAGUUCAAGAAAGGAAGAAACUACUCCAAGAAAAGGUUAAAAUGGCCCGAGACAUUGUAAACAUAGCCCGAGAAAAGGUUAACAUAGCCCGAGAAAAAGUCAACGUAAUCCAAGAAAGAGCAACAUAAUCCGAGAAAAAGGUGAUAUGGUCCGAGAAAAGGAUAAAAUAGUUCAAGAUGACCUAUGAUGCCAUGAUCCAAGAGAAGGAUACCAUGAUCCAAGAAAAAGAUAAAGAAAUU